AUGGAUUUCCCACAAGACCGCUACAACUACGAUUACAGCGACCAGAGCCCUGUCGAAACCAGCUAUCCCACCAGCAAGCCCCCGCUUCAGCGAAAGCCCGGAAGCAUGUGCAGAGGGUUCCCCGACAAAGAGGGCCAGACUGAUGGGGUGGAAUUGAGAGAGGUCGAUGGGAGUACACCCGGGCAGCAGGAUUUUAUACGAGGAGGUGGGCAUGAGCCAGGGCAGUCUCGGGUCUCGCGGUACUUCUCCGGUGCCCUUCAGGCUGAGUAUAGCCGGGGGCUGGAGGAUUAUCUGCGGUUUCCUGAUUCUUGA
Molecule: messenger RNA, 312 nt
Organism: Aspergillus mulundensis
Lineage: Eukaryota; Fungi; Ascomycota; Eurotiomycetes; Eurotiales; Aspergillaceae
Exons: 1
Coding region: 1-312 (103 amino acids)
Source: RefSeq, a predicted model, not a curated record